GCUAUAUCCCCAUGGUCCUUACGGAGUCCCCAGCAUCCACUACGGACUACGAGAAAUAGAUUUAUCGGUAAGUAAAAUCUUAUUUUUUUAGAGUUUGUUAUUUUACAGGGAUCGCUCCCCACCGCAGGGGAACGCUCACCCCGGCAGCAUGCCGCCACCCCCUUGCAGAGCUGAAGUGUGGCGAGCGAGUCAUCAGCUGCCAAGUGAAGAGCAGUCCCUCCAGAGCACCUCCAGCUAUCUGUACGGUACCAGGGGGUUGUGGAAGGGAGGGGAGGUUAUGUAGAGACUGGGACACAGUCAGCGCAGGUUAAGGGUCUCCCUACACCUAUAUAGCGCUGUGUGGGUUGGCUCCAAUCUGUGUCUCUCUGCCAUUCUUGGGGGGUAACUCUGUCUGCCCUGUACCCUGUGUGUGUGGAGUGUACAAGCAACCAUGUCUAGAGAGACUGUCUCAUAUGCUGCAGAGGAUAUAUCUUCUCAGGAAGAUCCCAUCCCAUGUAAAGCAGAUCCCGGCUAGGGAACCGGAAUGGUUAGCCUCUCUUAGGGGGGCUUUUUCUCAGAUUUCUGAAAGGGUUGCAAGAACUGAGCAUUCAACUCAGGCAUUGCAGUCCUCUAUGGCAGUAUGGUCAGAUACUGCUCCCCUGGGGCCCACUGCGGUACAUUCUCACAAACGUGCUCUUGUCCAAAUUACGCAGGAUGACACGGAUACCGGUUCUGGCACAGCGGACGGUGAUGGGGAUGUGUCAAGGGGGACGGCAUCACUUGCUAGGGAGGUGCAGUUGAUGAUUGAAGCCAUGCGGGAUGUGUUAAAUAUUUCUGACAUUCCUCCUGAGCAGGUUGAGGAGGCUUUUUUCACAGACGGUAAGAAAACCCCUCUCGCCUUCCCUGCUUUUAAGGAACUAAAUGCCAUUUUUGAAAAGGCCUGGGAAAACCCGGAGAAAAAAUUCCAGAUCUCUAAAAGGGGUUCUGGUUGCUUUUCCCUUCCCGGAGGCCGAUUAGAAAAAAAUGGGAGUCCCCCGCCUAUAGUUGACGCCUCUGUUUCCAGGCUGUCAAACCAGGUGGUCUUACCAGUCCCGGGAUCUACUGCGUUGAAAGACCCAGCAGAUCGCAAAGUGGAUGCUACGCUCAAGUCAGUAUACACAGCUUCAGGGGCUAUAUUGCAGCCCACUAUUGCCUGUGCAUGGAUUUCUAAAGCUAUAGCAAAGUGGUCAAUCACUCUGCAGGAGGACUUGACUACGAUGGAUAAAGGUGACGUUGAUUUGUUUUUACGUAACAUACAGGAUUCUGCAGGGUUUCUGGUGGAAUCCAUGAAGGAUCAGGGUUCCAUGGCGGCAGGAAUCUCCAUGUCUGUCUCGGCUCACAGGGGUCUCUGGCUGCGCCAAUGGUCUGCGGACGUGGAAUCCAGGAAAAGUGUGGAGAGCCUACCCUAUACAGGUCAGGCUCUGUUUGGGGAGGCGCUGGAUGCGUGGAUUGCCACUGCUACAGCGGGUAAGUCUCCUUUUCUUCCCUUAGCUGCACCGGCUACGAAGAAGCCUUUUUCUCCCAACACGUCAGUCCUUUCGGCCCACUAGGAUUAGAAAGAACAAGCCCUUUUAUACCUUAUUUAGAGGUGGUCGUGCCAAAUCCAAAAAGCCUGCUCCCGCAGGUUCCCGGGACCAAAAGCCUGCUUCUAGUGCCUCAAAGUCCUCCACAUGACGGUGGACCGCACAGUCUGGAAGUAGGUCAGGUGGGAGCGAGACUCUGGCAUUUCAGCCACGUCUGGGUGUCGUCUGGCCUGGAUACAGGAUAUUGUGUCCUGGGGGUACAGGUUGGAGUUUCAAACUCUCCCACCUCACGGAUUCUUCAAGUCAGGCUUGUUGGCUUUGCUGGCAGACAGCUAUUUUACUGGACGCUAUCCGAAAAUUGGUUUUGUCAGAGGUCAUUGUUCCAGUUCCACCUCAUCAGUUGAACAAAGGUUACUAUUCGAAGCUUUUUGUGCUACCGAAGCCGGAUGGUUCGGUCAGGCCAAUUCUGAACUUGAAAUCAUUGAACCCUUAUCUCAGGGACUUCAAAUUCAAAAUGGAGUCUCUGAGAGCGGUUAUCUCAGGAAUGACGGAGGGGGAGUUCCUAGUGUCCUUGGACAUCAAGGAUGCGUACCUCCACAUUCCAAUUUGGUCACCACAUCAGGCUUAUCUCAGGUUUGCACUGUUAGACUAUCACUAUCAGUUUCAGGCACUGCCAUUCGGUCUCUCCACAGCACCGAGGCUCUUCACCCAGGUGAUGGCAGAGAUGAUGGUUCUCCUCCGCACGCAGAAGGGGGAACAUAAUUGCAUAUCUGGACGACCUGCUGAUCAAGGCAUCGUACAGGGAGAAGUUUAAGAUCCAUUGCUCUCACGACACAUUUGAUCAGGGAGCACGGUUGGGUCCUGAACCUUCCAAAGUCUCAUCAGGAGCCGACAAGGAGGCUGUCUUUCCUGGGGAUGAUCCUCGACACGGAGGUGCAGAGGGUACUACUACCGGUGGAGAAAGCGUUGGUGAUUCAAACAAUGGUCUGGGAUGUCUUGAAGCUGGCUCGGGUAUCGGUUCAUCAGUGCAUCCGCCUUCUGGGAAAAAUGGUUGCCUCCUACGAGGCUCUGUAGUACGGAAGGUUUCAUGCUCUGUCCUUUCAACUGGAUCUCUUGGACCCGUGGUCGGGAUCUCACCUACAUAUGCACCAGAGGAUACGUCUGUCGCCGAAAGCAAGGGUUUCGCUCCUCUGGUUUCUGCAACUACCUCACCUUCUGGAGGGCCGAAAGUUCGGAAUUCAGGACUGGAUCCUUCUAACCACGGAUGCAGGUCUAAGAGGUUGGGGAGCAGUCACUCAAGGGGAAACCUUCCAAGGAAGGUGGUCAAGUCAGGAAUCCCUUCUUCCGAUAAACAUCCUAGAGCUAAGAGCCGUAUACAAUGGCCUUCUUCAAGCAGCAGACCUUCUACAGGAUUGGGCUGUUCAGGUGCAGUCGGACAACGUGACCACAGUGGCCUACAUAAACUGACAAGGCGGAACGAAGAGCAGGGCUGCAAUGUCGGAGGUGACAAGAAUCCUCCUCUGGGCAGAAAGGCACGCUGUAGCGAUGUCGGCAAUCUUCAUUUCGGGAGUAGACAACUGGGAAGCGGACUUCCUCAUCAGACACGAUCUCCAUCCAGGAGAGUCGGGCCUGAACCCGGAAGUGUUUGAGGAGGUAACCGUUUGGUGGGGGGUUCCUCACAUAGGCCCUCAUUCCGAGUUGUUCGUUCGCUAGCUGCUUUUAGCAGCAUUGCACACGCUAGGCCGCUGCCCUCUGGGAGUGUAUAUUAGCUUAGCAGAAUAGCGAACGAAACAUUAACAGAACUGCUACUAAAUAAUUCCUUGCAGUUUCUGAGUAGCUCCAGACCUACUCCUAGAUUGUGAUCAGCUCGGUCCGUUUAGUUCUUGGUUUGACGUCACAAACACGCCCUGCGUUCGGCCAGCCACUCCCCCGUUUCUCCAGCCACUCCUGCGUUUUUACCUGGCACCGCCAUGUUGCCGCCCAGAAACACCCACUUCCUGUCAAUCACUGGAGCGUUGAAAAAACGUUGCUCGAGCUUGUGUAAAUCUCCAAAGUUUUGUGUUAAAUAACUAAGCGCAUGCGCGCUGCAUACCAUGCGCAUUUUCUACCUAAUCGCUCCGUUGCGAAAAACAGCAACGAGCGAACAACUCGGAAUGACCACCAUAGACAUGAUGGUUUCCCGCCUCAACAAGAAGCUGAGGAGGUACUGGUCGAGAGACCCACAGGCAGUGGCGGUGGACGCACUAGUAACACCGUGGGUGUUCACGUCAAUGUAUGUAUUCCCUCCACUUCCUCUUAUCCCAAGAGUUCUACAACUUGUAAGAAAAGCAAAGGUUCUGUCUAUCCUCAUUGCUCCGGACUAGCCAAGGAGGGCUUGGUACGCAGAUCUGUUGGAUCUACUGCUGGAGGAUCCAAGGCCUCUGCCUCUUUGGGAGGAUCUUCUACUACAGUGGCCGUUCGCUUAUCAAGACUUACCACGGCUACAUUUGAUGGCAUGGCGGUUGAGCGCCAGAUCUUAGCUCAGAAGAGUAUUCCGAGUGAGGUUAUUCCUACCCUGAUGCAGGCUAGGAAGGGGGUAACGUCUAAACAUUACCAUUGAAUUUGGAAAAAAUAUGUGACUUGGUGUGAAUCCAAGAAAUUUCCUGCAAUGGAGUUUCAACUUGGACGUUUUUCUCCUUUUUCCUGCAAGCAGGUGUGGAUAUGGGCCUGAGAUUGGGCUGCAUCAAGGUCCAGAUCUCUGCUUUGUCCAUUUUCUUCCAGAAACAAUUGGCUGUACUCCCUGAGAUUCAGACCUUUUUGAAAGGGGUUCUGCACUUACAGCCUCCCUUUGUGGCGCCAACGGCACCAUGGGAUCUUGAUGUGGUGUUGCAGUUCCUGCAAUCGGAUUGGUUUGAGCCUCUACAGGAGGCUGAAAUCAAGUUUCUCACAUGGAAGGCAGUAACUUUGUUGGCCUUGGCUUCUGCUCGACGUGUGUCAGAAUUGGGGGGCUUUAUCCUGUAAAAGUCCCUAUCUGGUCUUCUAUGACGAUAGGGCGGAACUCAGUACUCAUCCACAGUUCCUUCCUAAGUUUGUGUCGGCUUUUCAUAUCAACCAACCUAUUGUGGUGCCAGUGGCUACUGACUCCUCAAUUGCUUCAAAGGCCUUGGGUGUUUUGAGGACUUUGAAGAUUUUUGUGAAGAGGACCGCUCGUCUCAGGAAAUCUGACUCUGUUUGUCCUCUAUGAUCCCAAGAAAAUUGGGUGUCCUGCUUCUAAGCGGUCGAUUUCUCGCUGGAUCAGGUUCACCAUUCAGCAUGCCUGUUCUACAGCAGGAUUGCCGUGUCCAAAAUCGGUUAAAGCCCACUCUACUCGUAAAGUGGGUUCUUCCUGGGCGGCUGCCCGGGGUGUCUCUGCUUUACAGCUUUGCCGAGCAGCUACUUGGUCUGGUUCAAACACGUUUGCUAAGUUUUACAAGUUCGAUACUUUGGCCUCUGAUGACCUCAAGUUUGGUCAAGCAGUAAUGCAGGAGCCUGCGCGCUCUCCCUCCCGUUCUGGGAGCUUUGGUACAUCCCCAUGGUACUAAUAUGGACCCCAGCAUCCUCUAGGACGUAAAAGAAAAUAGGAUUUUAAUUACCUACCGGUAAAUCCUUUUCUCGUAGCCCGUAGAGGAUGCUGGGCAUUCGCCCAGCACUUCUUUAUCCUGCAGUGGUUAUUUGGUUCAGUACUGCCUGAUUCCUAGGUAAGUUCUGCGUUCUUUACUGUUUCGGCUGUUGCUGAGCUGUUCCAGCAUGUUGGCUGUAUUUGCCUUGGUUGUGUGAGCUGGUAUGAAUCUCGCCACUAUCUGUGUAAUUCCUUCUCUCGAAGUAUGUCGUCUCCUCGGGCACAGUUUCUAGGACUGAGUCUGGUAGGAGGGGCAUAGAGGGAGGAGCCGGCCAACACUGUUAAACUCUUAAAGUGCCAAUGGCUCCUGAUGGACCAGUCUAUACCCCAUGGUACUAAUAUGAACCCCAGCAUCCUCUACAGACUACGAGAAAAGGAAUUACCGGUAGGUAAUUAAAAUCCUAUUUUUAUUGUUUAUAUGCGUCACUCAUGUUACUACAAAAUGAACAUAGGAACUGUGGGACCUUACAUAUUUACUUAAAUCUGCUCUCCUAAGUGUAUUUACAAUAUGAUUGUUAUACUAUAAAUUUAUUAGACCGUAAACUUAUGCAGAAUGUUAUCUAAACUAUAUUUAAAAUCAAUAUUGACGUGACUCGGGUUACAUUUCUGUUCCCAGUGAAAGGGCUCCGAUAUAAAUUACUCAAACCUGUAGAAUCCUUGUGAAUUACUGUAGGCCUGUUUAUCUUCCUAAUUUACUGUGAAAAUGUAUAAAAUAUUUCAUCUGGUGAUGGCCGUGGAAAUUAGCUGUUUUUGUAUCCACUUCCACAAUUUCCAUACAGUAUAUGUUCAACGUUUACACACACAAGAAAUUGAUAUGCGAUAAAUAUAUAUUUUCAGUUAUCACGCAAUAUACUACAGUGUUUUGAGCAGCGUAGAUAUACUAAAAUGUUAGUGGUUAUGUGAAAUUUUAUCUUUAUUUAUUGGCCUACAUUUCAUGGAAUGACCUAUAUACCAUACUAAAAAUAUAUAGGGGUCUAUUCAUGAAGCCGUGAAAAGUGUGGAGAAGUGAGCCAGUGGAGAAGUUGCCCAUGGCAACCAAUCUGCAUUGAAGUAACCUUUUUAUAAUUUGCAUACUAUACAAUUUACGGAGCAGCUGAUUGGUUACCAUGGACAACUUCUCCAAAGGCUCACGUCUCCACACUUUUUUCACUGCUUCGUGAAUAGACGCCAUAAUCUCCAGUAUAAUGGCGGUACUCAUGGGACUUUUAAAUAAUGAACUCACGACAACCUGUCUAAAUUGUCCAACAUUUCAGUUAGUGACUACUAUUAUGAAGAACAUAAGUGAGAGAUAGACAUACGGUACCUUUUUUAUAGCCAGUCAUUGGUGUAAGGCCACACACUCCUGAUGCUUCCUUUUUCAGGACUGGGUGAAACUGAAAGAUCUGCUGUACAGCUUCUAUUCUGGAAUCUCCUGGAAUUAUUUGGCUGCCUAAUUCUUGCUCCAACAAACAGCAAUGUGUCUCGCGCUAUACUUCCUCCUGCAGGAACUCCAGAUCUGGCUACAAUGUAUAUUUUUGUUUUCUGGUACCCCUUCCCCCCCCCCCCCCCCCCCCUCUAUCCCCCUCAUAUUGGUGGUCAUUUCUAUGAAUUGCAUCUACUUUAUUUUCCCCAAUAGCAAUGUUGGUAAGUGUCUAUUUUUUAAACUCCAAACCAUGAGUGGGGUGAUGAAAUGCACACUUGUGCAUCCCUGGAAUUCAUUAACAUUCAGGUUAUGUUCAUGUUUGGUCUGCCUCAAAAUGGGAAGCUCCCUGUCUUCUAUAAAAGUUUGCCUCACUUACUAACUACUGAGCAAUCCUUUGUUAUUUAAAGUUUAACUGUUAUCUAAACACAGUGGAGGAUUUUGUGGUCUGAAUUAAUUUUCAGUUUGAAUUACCUUGGAACUAGUGAUCUCACGAUCAUAAGGUGCUUUGAUGUCAGCGAUUCCUAGUGAAUUCUUGCCUCAUUGGUCUUUAGGCAACUGCUAGACUUUAAAUCUCUAUUUCCAAUGGGAAACUCCUAUUUACAGUAUUUGUGCAGCAAUCCAUAAACUUAUUCUUAUGGAUCUCCAUUCAAAAUAUUUAAAAACAAAGCCAGAUUAACUAUCACAUUCUAUAGGUACAGUGUUACAAUAAUAGUAUUGUAAAUGUAACGAUCUUAUUUUUAUAUUUCAAAUGUCAGCUUUAUAUAUAGGGGUUUUUUUGUUUGUGUGUGUGAUUUAAAGGUCAAAAAAUACUGAAUUGGUGAUAUAUUAUACACACUAAGGGCGAUAUUCAAAUGACAUAUCACGCCUAAUCUCCUUUCUAAAGUGAUCCCCGUUAUCGCGCCCAUAGUAAUCAGGUUUAGCCGCGUAAAGGGUUAGGGUGCCUUGCUAUCUGGGGGGGUGGCGAGCUGAAAUGAUACCACUCCCAUCAGCAGAAACAGAAUGGGUGUGGAAGGGGGCGGAAAGAAAUGAAUACCGCCCUAUGAGUGGAACAGAACUCUUUUUGUUUUAAAAAAAAAAAAAAUACAACUUCCUAUUUAGAAAGCAUUCAUACUGGAGUGAACAUAAGCUUUUUUUUUUUUUUUUUUUGUCUAAAGCCAAAGUAGUGGUCUACUGAAGGGUCUGUACUGCACUGAAUGCAUUUCAGAUUCAUCUUAUGUGUAUAUUGAGAGAUCUCCUGUACAUGUCCCUAAUGUGAUUUUCCUUCAAAUUAUUGGCCUAGAUAUAAUAAGGAAUAAAAAGAUGAACUGAGAAACUGUAGAGUAUUGUUGCUUUAUAAUAAAAUGUUCAUUGUAAAAUCAGGGCACUUCGCUGCCCCCCACUGUUUUACAGAAAUAAAUAUUGAAGUUCA
Pseudophryne corroboree (corroboree frog) is the source of this 7988-nucleotide messenger RNA. RefSeq lists its product as uncharacterized. NCBI's taxonomy places the organism in Eukaryota, Metazoa, Chordata, Amphibia, Anura, Myobatrachidae. The record is from RefSeq and is a predicted model, not a curated record. The transcript is spliced from 2 exons. The coding region runs from base 453 to 1568 and encodes 371 amino acids.